Molecule: messenger RNA, 2432 nt
Organism: Cebus imitator (Panamanian white-faced capuchin)
Lineage: Eukaryota; Metazoa; Chordata; Mammalia; Primates; Cebidae
Gene: MANSC1
Product: MANSC domain containing 1
Exons: 4
Coding region: 676-1974 (432 amino acids)
Source: RefSeq, a predicted model, not a curated record
CCUGCAGGACUCAGCACUGGGGCCGGAGGCCAGGAGCCGGGAGCCUCCGCGGGGAGCACGCGCUUAUGUGGCCGGGAAGCAGCUCCGGGUUGCAGGGCAGGAACGUGCCCUGCCCCCGCUGUAAACUUUCCGUCGCUGCGACGGAAGCAGGAACUUGCUAACCACAAAACCCGCCGGGCCGGUGCGGGAGCUGCGGAGCAUCCCCUGCCGUCCUCGCCGAGACCGCCGCGCGGAUUCGCCGGUCCUUCCCGCGGGAGCGACAGAGCUGUCCUCGCACCUGGAGAAGGCCCCGGGGUCUUCUCGCCGCCAGGUAAACGGGUCUCCCCACCACCCAUCCCUGACGGGCUGCAGGCAACGCCGCCUCCUGCGGAGAGAGUAGGUCCCCUCCUUUCCAGGGGCCGAGGCUCCUCCACCCACACCUGAGCAUCCGAAGGACCAGCUGGGGCCAAUAAAGGCUGACCAGGAUCCUUGAGUCUCUGCAUUAUUCCGAAGGGGACCUCCAGGCAGGCUCAAGGCACCUGCCGUAAAUGGCUCUCGCUCUGCGUUGACAUCAGGAGAGGCAGAAGAUUAGCUCAAGAGAAAUUUCAUCAACUGUGCAACCUUCUUAAAGCAAACUAGGACCAGAGGGAGGAUUAUCCUUGAUCUUUGAAGACCAAAACUAAACUGAAAUUUAAAAUGUUCUUCAGGGGAGAAGGGAGCUUGACUUCCACUUUGGUAGUAAUUUGUUUCCUGACACUAAGGCUGUCUGCUGGUCAGAAUUGCCUCAACAAGAGUCUAGAAGAUGUUGUCAUUGACAUCCAGUCAUCUCUUUCUAAGGGAAUCAGAGGCAAUGAGCCCAUAUAUACUUUAACUCAAGAAGACUGCAUUCAUUCUUGCUGUUCAACAGAAAACAUAUCAGGGGACAAAGCAUGUAACUUGAUGAUCUUCGACACUCGAAAAACAGCUCGACAGCCCAACUGCUACCUAUUUUUCUGUCCCAGUGAGGAAGCCUGUCCAUUGAAACCAGCAAAAGGACUCAUGACUUACAGGAUAAUUAGAGAUUUUCCAUCUUUGACCAGAACUGAUUUGCCAAGCCAAGAGUUAGCCCAGGAAGAUUCUCUCUUACAUGGCCAGCCUUCACAAGCAGUCACUCCCCCAGCCCAUCAUCACACAGGUUAUUCAAAGCCCACCAAUAUAUCAUGGAAAGACACACUUUCUCAGAAGUUUGGAUCCUCAGAUCACUUGGAGAAACUAUUUAAGAUUGACGAAGCAAGUGCCCAGCUCCUUGUUAAUAAAGAAAAAGGCCAUUCUCAGAGUUCACGGUUUUCCUCCAAACAAGACAUAGCUCAUCUGCUGCCUGGAAGUGCGAGUGCAUUCCCAACUACAGUGGCAGUUAAUUCUCUGCGUACCACCUCGGCCACUCCGAAGCCCACUGUCCUUCUACCCACCAAUGCUUCAGUGACACUUUCUGGGACUUCCCAGCCACAGCUGGCCACCACAGCUCCACCUGUAACCACUGUCAUUUCUCAGCCUCCCACGACCCUCAUUUCUACAGUUUUUACACGGGCUGUGGCUACACUCCAAGCGAUGGCUACAACAGCAGUCCUGACUACCACCUUUCAGGUACCUACAGACUCGAAAGGCAGCCUAGGAACGAUACCAUUUACAGAAAUCUCCAACCUAACUUUGAACAUGGGUAAUGUGUAUAACCCUACUGCAUUUUCUACGUCAAAUGUGGAGUCUUCCACUAUGAAUAAAACUGCUUCCUGGGAAGGUAGGGACACCAAUCCAGGCAGUUCCUCCCAGGGCAGCGUUCCAGAAAAUCAGUAUGGCCUUCCAUUUGAAAAAUGGCUUCUCAUCGGGUCUCUGCUUUUUGGUGUCCUGUUCCUGGUGAUAGGCCUCGUCCUCUUGGGCAGAAUCCUCUCAGAAUCGCUCCGCAGGAAACGUUACUCAAGGCUUGAUUAUUUGAUCAAUGGGAUCUAUGUGGACAUCUAAGGAUGGAACUCAGUGUCUCUUAAUUCAUUCAGUAACUAGAAGCCCAAGUGCAGUGAGUUCCUGCUGACUUGCUGGUCUUAGCAGGAGGUUGUAUUUUGAAGACAGGAAAAUGCCCCCUUCUGCUUUCUUUAUGUUUGGUUUUUGAGGACGAGUGAAGUGGAAACCAAAUUAGGUAAUUUGGGUAAUCUGUCUCUAAAAUAUUUAGCUGAGAACAAAGCUCUAGCUAAAGUAAUAAAGUAUGAUUGCCAUAUAAAUUUCAAAAUUCGACUGGUUUUUAUGCAAAGAAACAGGUUAGGACAUCUAGGUUCCAAUUCAUUAAUAUUCUUGGUUCCAGAUAAAAUCAACUGUUUAUAUCAAUUUCUAAUGGAUUUUCUUUUCUUUUUAUAUGAAUUCCAAUACAACUUAUUUCAGAUGUAGUUCCUUCCAAUUAAAUAUUUGAACAAAUCUUUUGUUACUCA